AUGCGCCGACGAUCGACGUCGCCCGCGUCGCGCCCGCCCGCGAAGAGGCACCGCACCGACGAGGACGCCGUGCUCGCCGCUGGCGGGCGACGGAUCGCGCCCACGGGCAUCGGACACGGGUGUUUGCACGACGUCGUUCGGCCAAAGGCGGCGGCGACGACAGACGAGACAUCCACGAGCGCACCGAGGGACGAGGGCGCGAUCGAGACGCCGACGAAGCCGGCAAAAUCGUACCCGUUCGAGUUGGACACGUUUCAGCAGAAAGCGGUGGAGGUGCUGGAGCGGAAGGAGAGCGUGCUGGUGAGCGCGCACACGUCGGCGGGGAAGACGGUGGUGGCGGAGUAUGCUAUCGCGAUGGCGAUCAGAGACGGACAGCGCGUGGUAUACACGUCGCCGUUGAAGGCGUUGAGUAAUCAAAAGUACCGCGAACUGCGAGAAGAGUUUGAGGACGUGGGUUUGAUGACCGGGGACGUGGUCAUCAAUCCGAGCGCUUCGUGUCUGGUGAUGACGACCGAGGUGUUGCGGUCAAUGCUAUACAAGGGUGGCGAGGUCAUGCGAGAGGUGGGAUGGGUUAUUUACGACGAGAUUCACUACAUGCGAGACAGCGAGCGAGGGGUGGUUUGGGAGGAAUCGAUCGUUCUUUUGCCGGACAUGGUGAAGUAUGUGUUCCUGUCAGCGACGAUACCGAACGCUCGUGAGUUCGCAGAGUGGGUGUGUAAGACCCAUAACCAGCCGUGUCACAUCGUCUACACGGAUUUCCGUCCGACGCCACUGGAGCACUAUAUAUUUCCCGCGAACGGGGAGGGUAUCUUCCUGGUCAUGGAUCGGCAAUCGAAUUUUAGGGACAGCAACUUUGAGCAGGCAGUCACCGUCAUCUCGGACAGCGGAGGAACAGCCGCAGCGCGCGUGGCGAAUCGAGGACGGGGCGAUGACGGGAAAAACGAAGCCGUAAAUCAAGACAUUUUUAAAAUCAUUCGCAUGGUGGUCGAGCGGAAUUACGAUCCUGUGAUCGUUUUCGCUUUCAACAAGCACGAAUGUGAGAAGAUGGCUAACUCUUUGCACAAGGUCGACUUGUGUGACGACGACGAAAAGAAACUCAUCGACACGAUUUAUUGGAACGCCAUGGACGCACUGUCGGAAGAGGAUAAACGAUUACCGCAAGUUGCGAAUCUACCGAAUCUCUUGAGACGAGGCCUCGGCGUGCACCACUCCGGGCUGUUGCCAAUUCUCAAGGAAGUGAUUGAAAUAUUGUUCCAAGAGGGAUUGAUCAAGGUGCUUUUUGCCACCGAGACCAUGUCCGUAGGCCUGAACAUGCCCGCUCGUACGGUCGUGUUUUGUUCGCCGAGAAAGUUCGACGGCGCGGGCUUCAGAUGGAUCACUUCUGGCGAAUAUAUUCAAAUGUCAGGCAGAGCAGGUCGUCGUGGGAAAGACGACCGCGGUCUGGUCAUCCUCAUGAUGGACGAGCGUAUGGACCCACCGGUGGCGAAGAAUAUGUUGCACGGUCAGUCCGAUACACUUGACAGCGCAUUUCGCUUGAACUAUGCCAUGAUUCUGAACUUGAUGCGCGUCGAGGGCGCGGAUCCAGAAUCACUCAUCCAAUCCUCGUUCGCACAGUUCCAGAACGACCGCGCUCUUCCCGGAAUCGAAGCGAAGAUCGUCGAGAUUGAGAAGGAGCGAGACGCCGUGCAUAUCGAAGAUGAGAACGCCGUUGAUGAAUACGUUAAGUUACAAGACGGCCUCGACGCGAUGAUUCGAGAGCGGAGGGUGGUUACGAACACGCCUACGUACGCUGUUCCGUUUCUUCAACCUGGCCGUUUAGUUAGAGUGUGCACCAAGGUACCUUCGGUGUUCAAUUCAACCGAAGAAGAAGCGAUCAAGAUUCCGGCUCCGGGGACAGAACCAGGAGAGGAUGACGUCGUGUGGGGUAUGAUCGUCUCAUUUGAACGCAUCGGCGGCGGUGGUAAGUCUGGCAAAGCUGCAUACGGCGUCGACAUCUUGGUGCGCACUCGUGAAAACCGUAACGGCAAGACGCCGCUGACGGUAAAAGAUAAGAGCGAAAGAUACGAAAUCGUGCUCCCGAACGACAGUGAUGAAUCGACGGAGCCGCGUAUCCUCCGUUUCCCGCUUGAGCAGAUCGACAUCAUGAGUAGCGUGCGCGUUUACCUGCCGAAGGAUCUGCAUCCGCGAGAGGCGAGAGAUCAAUGCAUGAGCAGCGUAGGCGAGGUCAUCAAGCGAUUCCCAGAUGGCGUUCCCGUGCUCGACUUCGAGAAGGAUAUGAAAAUCAACAACGAUAAUUUCGCAAAGCUAUUGAAGAGAAUUGAAGGUAUCAAAUCGAUGAUGAGGAAGCAUCCGAUUGCUUCGAGCGAGCGCCUCCCAGAGAAACUCUACGCUCAUCGAGAGAAGAGGCAGCUCUCAAUCGCAUUAAAGCAGGCUAAACGAGACGCCAAGGCAGCUGCGGGAUUGAUCAUGCGAGAUAAACUCAAGCAGAUGCGACGUGUGCUGAGACGUCUUGGACACACGAGCGCCGAGGGCGUUGUGCAAACCAAGGGAAGGGUCGCAUGCGAGCUCGCAUCGGUAGACGAGCUCGUCACGGCAGAGCUCAUCUUUAACGGAACUUUCAAAGAGGUGGAUGUGGACAUGCUCGUUGCGUUGGUAUCAUGCCUCGUUUGGCGCGAAAGAUCUCGAAAUGCAGCCAAGUUGAGCGAAAAAACCGCCGAGGUAUACAAUCGCCUGAAGGAGGUCGCACGCAAGGUUGGAAAGCAAAUGGUCGAGUGCAAGAUGCACGUCGAUAUCGAAGAGUACGUGGAUGGUUUCAGAAGUGAACUUAUGGAAAUCAUGAUCGCCUGGUGUAAGGGCAAUAAGUUUGCCGAAAUCAUGAAGAUGACAGAUUUAUUCGAGGGCUCGAUCGUUCGCGCUAUUCGCAGAGUUGAGGAGGUUUUGCGACAGCUUGCCGACGCCUGUAGGGUGAUAGGAGAGAAUGAGUUACAGGAGAAGUUUCUUCUGGCGAGCGAAAAGGUAAAACGCGACAUCGUCUUCGUAGCAAGCUUAUUUUUGUAA
Molecule: messenger RNA, 3057 nt
Organism: Ostreococcus tauri
Lineage: Eukaryota; Viridiplantae; Chlorophyta; Mamiellophyceae; Mamiellales; Bathycoccaceae
Product: Helicase, C-terminal
Exons: 1
Coding region: 1-3057 (1018 amino acids)
Biological process (GO): RNA catabolic process; maturation of 5.8S rRNA
Cellular component (GO): nucleus
Molecular function (GO): RNA binding; RNA helicase activity; ATP binding
Source: RefSeq, a predicted model, not a curated record